Molecule: messenger RNA, 1686 nt
Organism: Caenorhabditis bovis
Lineage: Eukaryota; Metazoa; Nematoda; Chromadorea; Rhabditida; Rhabditidae
Source: the annotation of a GenBank genome assembly
AUGUUCUACGCACAAUUUGUGCUCUCGAAAAAGGGGCCGUUAGCCAAAAUUUGGCUCGCUGCUCACUGGGAGAAAAAGCUUUCUCGUGCGCAGAUUUAUGAGACAAAUGUUGAUGAGGCUGUUGAGGAAAUAAUGGAGCCUAAGCAAAAAAUCGCCCUACGAACCACAGGACAUUUGUUGUUGGGAAUCGUGAAAAUUUACUCGCGCAAGACGAAAUACCUUCUCGCCGAUUGUAACGAAGCAUUUUUGAAAAUCAAACUCGCAUUCCGCCCGGGACAACUUGAUAAGCCUAACGAACCGACACUCUCAUCGUUUACAAUGCCCGAUGUUUUCGGUGAUUUUGACAUGACGCUGCCAGAUUUCAACGAUGCCGAUUACAUAACAGCGUCAACGACUCGUCUCGAUGAAAUCACACUCAAGGAGGAUCAUAUGACGAAUCUAAAUUCGAACCGAUUCACGGAUUUCGAGAAUGACGACUUUGGAGAAAUGGAAGCUGGAAUAGAUUAUUCGAACUACAAUGAGGAUUUGACUAUGGAGUAUCUUCGAGAUGGAUUUGAUUUGAAUAGUAUUCUUGGAAACGAUAACGGAUCGACUCGCGAGCCAACGCCAUGUUUGGAAAAUGCGCACGCCCCGGGAAAAACUGUUUUCACUGAUGAAGAUAUUGGGGAUUAUGAAGGAAAUGACGAUUUUGAUGAUGCUAUGAGCAUGAAUUCCGGAGUACUGCCAUGCAAUCGAGAAAUGAAUGCCAAGCAAUUGGAAGAAGCCGAAGCCCGACGACUUAGUCGCCAAAUCGACACACCCAUCGAGUACCGCGAUGAUUCGGAAUCACUGGAUAUGAUGCAGUUGGAUAUGAAUGUUGACCCAUAUUAUGAACGUCAGGAACGUCGUAAGAAAAAGAGAAAGCUUAUGGUUGAUGAGUACAAGAAUCUCUCAUCUGAAGAAAUGAAAAACAACAUGAACAAUUAUCGCGAUACCCUCAAUGCUCUCGACUUGUCGCCACCAACAAGAAAAUUGAUGAAGCUCAAAGCUUACGGAACUGUCGAGAAACUCUUCCAUUUGCCGGGAACAAUCUCGCUUAAAGCAAAACCACUAGUCAAGCAAUACCAAUCAAAACUAAUCAUUAACCGUCAUGAUAUGACGGUUCCAAAGAAUGACCGCAUUCGAAGAGAGCUGGGACUUACAGAUGUCGUUGACGACAUUGAGAAUCAUAUGGAGCUCAAUGCUCAGGAGAAUCCGUUCCCGGAUGAGUUUGAUGACGCCGACACGAUUGACUUUGAGAAUUACGAUACCAGCUCGCCAGUGCAGAUUGAGCUCUCAUCGGAAGUCCUUCCGAACUCGCCAGUUCCAGAUGAAACCUCGGAUGACUUCGCGUCACCAACCGAUAAGAAAAAGAGUCGGCGUGAGGGCAGACAAGAAGAAGAAGAAGAGAAUGAAGAUGACAAUCGUUUCUCGAAGAGAACUCAGGCGUUGUUGACGUCCAUCUCCAACAAGAUCAAGAGUGCCGAAGACGAGCAGAUAAUCCUUGACGAUCUGCUCACAAAAGGAGCAACGAGAAAGACUGCGGCACAGAAGUUCUACACGUUGUUGGUGCUGAAAAAGUGGCAGGCGAUCGACGUGCACCAAGAGGCGCCAUAUGACGACAUCUAUAUCACGGCGGGCCCCAACAUUGGCCAAACGCUCCAAUAA